UGGAGGGCAGAUAACGUGUACGUUGCAGGAAAAAUAAUCAUGAGUUUUGCAUUGCACGAUCAUUAAAGACAACGGUGGUCAAGUUUGCAUUUCAAGCCCGCUGUCGGUGCAAACGACGGCUUGUUUCUCCUCCAGGUCGCUUCAGUGGAGGAGGAGGAGUCAGCCGGAGCUGCGGCCACAUCAGCACCGCUGAGACUAGCCAGCCACGUUAGCAUCAAUAGAUUGAGCCAUGGCAGACAGUAUCAUGAGCAAGGCUGCUACUAUGGAGAUCCCCAUUAAUAGCAAUGGAGACACAGGGACUCUGCAAGAGGAUGACAGCCUGGAGCAGGAUUUGCAGCAGGUGAUGGUGUCUGGACCCAACCUGAAUGAAACCAGCAUUGUCUCAGGAGGUUAUGGAGGACCUGCAGGGGGCAUCAUUCCUACCAGCAGCAUCAAAGACAUUCGCAUGAAAUCCAGGGGUGUUGGCUUGCCUAAAAGCCAAUCUACAGCCAGUGGACUUGCCCAACACACAGACCAGCAUCCAGGUUCCUCGAACAGUAACUCUGGUAAUUCCACUGAAGAAGUUUCUCGGGGUGUGGCCGUGGAGAAAUUGGACAGUGUAAAGAAAUGGGGCAUAAACACAUACAAGUGUACAAAGCAGAUGUUCUCAGAGAGGUUUGGCAGAGGUUCAAGAACAGUAGACCUUGAACUGGAGGCUCAGAUUGACGUGUUAAGGGAGACCAAGAACAAGUAUGAAAACAUCCUAAGACUGGCCACUGCACUCACCAGUCAUUUUCAAAGCAUGGUGGAGACACAGCAGGCUCUAGGAGACACCUUCACGGACCUCAGCCAGAAGUCCCCAGAGUUGCAGGACGAGUUUGGGUAUAAUGCAGAAACACAAAAGCUGUUGUGUAGGAAUGGCGAGGCUCUGCUCGGUGCCAUCACCUUCUUCGUGUCCAGCAUCGACACGCUGGUCAACAAAACAAUGGAGGAUACUCUGCUGACCAUUAAGCUGUAUGAAAACGCAAGACUUGAGUUUGAUGCCUAUCGCUCUGAUCUGGAGGAGCUGAGUUUGGGCCCCAGGGAUGGAGCUGCCAUGGUGCGCAUUGAGAUGGCUCAGCAUGAAUACCAGAUCUACAGAGACAAAUAUGAAAGGCUGCGUAGUGAUGUCACCAUCAAGCUCAAAUUCCUGGAGGAAAACAAGGUGAAGGUUAUGCACAAGCAGCUGCUUCUCUUCCAUAAUGCUAUCUCAGCUUACUUUGCUGGCAACCAGGAGCAGUUGGAACAAACUCUAAUACAGUUCAAUGUAAAGUUAAAGCCCCCAGGAUCGGACAAGCCAUCCUGGCUGGAGGAGCAGUAAAGAGCGCUCUGGGUUCAGCUGCUCGACAUGUACAGUGACAAGCUGGUCCGUGAAGAUCCUGACAUUGUGAUUAUGGACAAGGAUGAAAUGCAUAAAGGUGUACAUAGGAGAAUCAAUUACAGCCAGUGGUAAAGAAAAACAUGAGAUAUCUCUUUUCUGUUUUUCAGUAUCCUGUAUUCAAAAGAUGGUACAACAAUUUAGGUUGUAAUACGAUUUCUUGGUUUGGUUUAGUCUCAAAAUGACCUUUUGUUACUUUCUUAUUCUUUAGGUAGUACAAUCAUUAUCAUGAAUAUCACUUCUUAUUAAUGUACAGUAUAGUCUACUAUUGUGGAGCGAUCCCUUGGCAGUUUUGCACAUGCAUUAUUUUGUUGUUUUUUUGUUGUGUAAAGCGUUAUCUUAUAUUUCAGAGUAUAUCACAUUAGAGGAGUUCCACAAAUCAGAUUAGCAAAUUAGAGGGAUAAUGUCAAAAUAUCUUAUGUAAUAUCCUCUGAAAUUGUACUUAUUUUUCUUAAGUGUGCAUGACUGAACCAUGUUUUUCAAAUUUAGUUUUACAGAUUACGAUCAAAGAAAUCAGGAUAUAGCAUAGUUUUCAAAGAUAUCCCACUUCCUUCUAAUUUUGCUUUGUGGUAUACCUGCUUGAAUGGUCAGUUUACAGUGUUCAUGCAUAGAAGGGGAAAGAUGUAUAGUGAAUAUAGUGAUUUUCUCUGACUGAAUAUACAGUUCAUAAAUAGUUUGAUCAACUAGAUUUUGAGAACCUUGAGAUAUUUCCUGAUGAAUGCAGCACAGAAUGGUCUGUCUUGUUUUCUCCAGUUUACACAUAGAAACAAGCCUCAAGAACAGAUUUUACAAUUAGAAACUCAGCAUUAAGCAAUCAAUAUAUUGGAUGCUUUGAUUAUAAAUACAAACAUCUGGACUAUCAUAAAGAGAUCAAAAUGCAACACAGUGUUUGAUUUAUGUUUUUUUGGAAUUGCCUGUGUUCAACUAAAAAUAGCCUCUGACACUCAUUCUUGAAUUUUCAAAUUCUUAAACAUGAAUGGAAUUACCGGAUACAUCUGAUACCACAUGCAUUAUAGGAUACAAUUCAAAUUUCAUUGUCUUCAAGGACAGAAUGUAAACACACAUUUUUCUUAUCCUUUUAUUUAUUUACAAUCUGUUUGUGUCAUAGCAUUGUAUGUCAUCUACAUUUGUUUUCAGUUUUAGUCAGCUGAUUGUUUUUUUCUUGUUCUGCAUUUCCAAUAAAAACUGCUGGAUGUUUUGUUUCACCUAACUGUGCCGUCGACACAAAUAUGUCAGUUACUUUUGGGAAGCUCUCAAAGAUUAUGUACGAGAAACUCACAACAUAUGUUGUAUGUAUGCACCGUUAAU
This is a messenger RNA of Anoplopoma fimbria (sablefish), 2704 nucleotides long. RefSeq names its product arfaptin-2-like. Gene Ontology annotation, biological process: regulation of Arp2/3 complex-mediated actin nucleation; intracellular protein transport. Bases 230 to 1339 code for a protein of 369 amino acids. Lineage: Eukaryota; Metazoa; Chordata; Actinopteri; Perciformes; Anoplopomatidae. The record is from RefSeq and is a predicted model, not a curated record. The transcript is spliced from 9 exons. Gene Ontology annotation, molecular function: protein domain specific binding; phospholipid binding. Gene Ontology annotation, cellular component: trans-Golgi network membrane.